Molecule: messenger RNA, 1082 nt
Organism: Solanum verrucosum
Lineage: Eukaryota; Viridiplantae; Streptophyta; Magnoliopsida; Solanales; Solanaceae
Product: E3 ubiquitin-protein ligase At1g63170-like
Exons: 3
Coding region: 101-1081 (326 amino acids)
Source: RefSeq, a predicted model, not a curated record
GGUAUAAUUACUUAUAUAAGUGAUGAUAUGUUACUACAAAGUUGAAAGUUCUUAGAAAUUUCUCCCUGUUGACAAAAAUCUGGUGUCAUCAUUUCGAAUCAUGAGUAGCCGUUACUUUAUUACAACAGACUCAUUGUGUAAUUCUAGGAUUAUUGGUCCAGAAAGAAUGGAUCUUGAUGUAAGAAGAACAGCCCCUUCUUCUUCUUCUUCUUCUUCGUCUUCGUCUUCAUUCUUGAUAAGAAUGGCAAUUCGAAUAUCAAGAUCAAGAUGUUUUAGUUUCUUGAGAAGAGUGUUUCAUUACCAAAAUGGUUCAAGUUCAGAACUUGGCUCAAAUCCCUUCAAUUCUGUGACUUGGAUGAUUAUGGAGUGUAUAGCUUUGACUGUUCAAAUAAUUGUUACAACAUAUACAUUGGUUGUUACAAAAGAGGAAAGGCCUGUUUGGCCAAUGAGGAUUUGGGUAUUUGGAUAUGGUUUUGGUUGUGUUAUUAGUUUGAUUCUGCUUUAUUGGAGAUAUUGGGCAUUAUAUGUGAGCCAAACAGAUGAUACUGAUCUUGAGCAGCAAAUAAGCCACGACGAAUCAAGGGAGUUACCGUCUCGGAUGGAGAGAUGUAGGACAUGGAUAGAGUUCUUCUUUGCUAUAUGGUUUGUGAUGGGGAAUGUUUGGGUAUUUGAUUCAAGAUUUGGAUCAUUUCAUAAUGCUCCUAAACUUCAUGUUCUUUGCAUAUCACUACUAGCUUGGAAUGCUGUCACAUACUCUUUUCCCUUCAUAUUAUUUGUGUUGUUGUGUUGUUGUGUGCCAAUUUUGAGUAAUUUUCUUGGCUACAAUAUGAAUAUGGGAUCAGUAGAUAGAGGUGCAACUGAUGAACAACUCUCCAAUUUGCCUAGUUGGAAGUACAAAGAAAUUGGAAAUAAAGAGGAGAUUACAAGUUGUGAUGAAUGUUGUAUUUGUUUGGCCAAGUACAAAGAGAAAGAAGAAAUCAGAGAGUUGCCUUGUUCUCAUAUAUUCCAUCUCAAUUGUGUUGAUCAAUGGCUCAAAAUUAUUUCUUGUUGUCCUCUUUGUAAACAAGAAUUAGAAAGGUAAU